AUGUCAAUUUCAUCAUUUGCGAGCAUUCGGCGUACCGACGUCAUGAGAUUUGUUAUACAACUUUGCGGAAAAGAUCUGUUUAUUAAAAUUAUCCCGGAGAUGCCUUCAAACAUAGUCAAUCCCGAAUCUAAAUCCGAAAACAUCCCUGGUGGAUAUCCAACUACACCAAAACCAGAUCAAUACGAAAAGGAUUCGACUCCGAUUCUCGAAUCCAGACCUCCACAAGAUCCCAACCGUCCAUCGAGUGCAAAUAAUGUCAAACCUACUGCGGAGAACCAAUCUAACAAUGUCCAACAGGGAUCCAACGGGUCCUCCAUAGAUAUGGUCAAAAAUGAGAUCCCGGAAACUCGUAGCCCGCUUCCCCAAAACGCUUUGGAAUCGUACUCUCGUGACCUCAAUGCAGUCGAGAGACCUACUUCUGGUAACAAAGAGAAUGGCGUUAGGAAUGAAGUUGUAAGGAGUAAUGAUUCUCACAAGGAAAUUUCGUCGGCGUCUCCUUUCAUAUCAAAGGAUUCGAUUCCUUUCGAUCUUAAUGGCGACUAUAACAUUAAGAAUGAGGAUGACUCUACCAACGAUUCUACGACUACUCCCAUUGAAACAUCUUCCGAAAGCAUGACUUCUCGAGGUGAAAGUAAUGAAGACUAUACCAUGAGGUAUCACACGACUCCCGAAAGUUCGGCCUCUCGGGAUAGAAAUACAGGCAAUCACACGAGAGGGCAUCACAUAACUCCUAUUAAAACUUCUGAAAACUUAACUUCGAAAGAUGAAAAUACUGGCAAUUAUGCAAGGGAAUACCGCAUGACAACAUCUCCCGAAAGCUUAAAAAAUGAGAGUCCCCAUUAUAAUACGCCAACCGAUACGAUCACAAAUGGUUCUUCGUCUACCGAUCACAAGAAUAAUAUUGUUAAUGUAUUGUACACUAUGAAAGAAAUUAAUCCCGAUGAGGAUGCGAAUGAUGUCAAAAAAUCGGACCGCUCACCUCCUAAAACUAAGACGAAAGAUAAAAUUAAUUCAAAGAUCGGGUCGUUAAAGAGCAAGAUCAGCAGGCUGAUGAAGAAAUAA
This is a messenger RNA of Acaulospora colombiana, 1062 nucleotides long. Lineage: Eukaryota; Fungi; Glomeromycota; Glomeromycetes; Diversisporales; Acaulosporaceae. The record is from the annotation of a GenBank genome assembly.